Messenger RNA from Ziziphus jujuba (common jujube), 1542 nucleotides. Its product is annotated as magnesium-protoporphyrin IX monomethyl ester [oxidative] cyclase, chloroplastic. The record is from RefSeq and is a predicted model, not a curated record. Gene Ontology annotation, molecular function: magnesium-protoporphyrin IX monomethyl ester (oxidative) cyclase activity; metal ion binding. Gene Ontology annotation, cellular component: chloroplast thylakoid membrane. NCBI's taxonomy places the organism in Eukaryota, Viridiplantae, Streptophyta, Magnoliopsida, Rosales, Rhamnaceae. Gene Ontology annotation, biological process: chlorophyll biosynthetic process; photosynthesis. The transcript is spliced from 5 exons. Bases 98 to 1321 code for a protein of 407 amino acids.
AAGCUUUUACUCCCCAUAUAAUCAAGCUCCUUCCCUUACUCUCCCUCUCCCACUCCCCACAAAAUCCCAUCUUUGAAGCUUUCUUCAACGCUCAGCAAUGGCAGCAGAAAUGGCCCUUGUAAAACCCAUCUCCAAAUUUACCAAUCUGUCCCCCAAGUUCAGCAACCCAAAGGGUUUCUGUUACUCCAAGUUUUCCACCAUUAGAAUGUCAGCCACCACUCAGCCUUCCACCAACAAACCCAGCAAGAAGAAAGCUGCAAAAACUACUGCAAUCAAAGAGACCCUUUUGACCCCAAGGUUUUAUACCACCGAUUUCGAUGAAAUGGAGAUGCUUUUCAAUACUGAGAUAAACAAGAACCUGAACCAGGAUGAGUUUGUGGCUCUGCUUCAGGAGUUCAAGACUGAUUACAAUCAGACCCAUUUUGUGAGGAACAAGGAAUUCAAGGAGGCCGCUGAUAAAAUGCAAGGACCCUUGAGGCAAAUCUUUGUGGAGUUCUUGGAGAGGUCCUGCACUGCUGAGUUCUCUGGUUUCCUUCUUUACAAAGAGCUUGGAAGAAGGCUUAAGAAAACCAACCCAGUGGUAGCUGAGAUUUUCUCUCUCAUGUCCAGAGAUGAAGCCAGGCACGCUGGGUUUCUGAACAAGGGUUUAUCUGAUUUCAAUUUGGCACUGGACUUGGGGUUCCUGACAAAGGCUAGAAAGUACACAUUUUUCAAGCCAAAGUUCAUUUUCUAUGCUACAUAUUUGUCUGAGAAGAUUGGAUACUGGAGAUACAUAACCAUAUACAGACAUCUCAAGGCCAAUCCUGAGUUCCAGUGUUAUCCCAUUUUUGAGUUCUUCGAGAACUGGUGUCAGGAUGAGAACAGGCAUGGUGAUUUCUUUUCAGCACUGAUGAAGGCCCAACCUCAAUUCCUUAAUGACUGGAAGGCAAAGCUGUGGGCACGAUUCUUCUGCUUAUCGGUAUACGUGACAAUGUAUCUCAAUGAUUGCCAGCGAACUGCUUUCUACGAAGGAAUUGGACUCAACACAAAAGAAUUUGACAUGCAUGUUAUCAUUGAGACAAACCGAACAACAGCUAGGAUUUUCCCAGCUGUGCUGGAUGUUGAGAACCCAGAAUUCAAGAGGAAAUUGGACAGAAUGGUAGAGAUUAACGAGAAGCUGAUUGCUGUUGGAGAGAGCGAGGAUAUCCCAUUAGUGAAAAACUUAAAGAGGAUCCCAAUUAUUGCUGCAUUGGUCUCUGAGCUGCUAGCGGCCUAUCUAAUGCCACCAAUUGAGUCGGGAUCUGUCGAUUUUGCAGAGUCUGAACCACAACUAGUUUACUGAUUUUUUUUAUUUUUAUUUUUUGGGUAACUUCUUGCUCAUCCCAUGUCACCUUCAAUUUACGCAAUGUUAGGACCAACUCUGUAUGAAACAGUAGCAAAGUGUUAUGAUGAGUCUGCUUGUAUUCUUGUAAUGAUUGAACAAAUUCAUAUGCAUAUGAACCUAUUCAUGUAUGUUUUCCACAUUAUGUGAUCAAUUUUAGUGCUCUCCUGGUUUAUAGCUCA